AUUUACAAUUUAUGUUUUUAUUGCAGGUUGGCUUGCACCAGAUCCUACGAGUGCGACAUUGGCGACUUGUAAAUAUUGCCGUGUUGUGUUAAAACCCCACAAAAAGGACUUGGUUAGUCACGCUAAAACUGAAAAACAUAAAAAAGCCACAGCCUGGGAAACAUCAGCUAAAUCAUAUAAAUCUAUUUCUGAAGUAUAUAAACCAGCCUUGCCAGAAAGCACAAAAGUUGCCGAGUUGAAAAUCGCUGCCUUUAUCGCCGAGCACUGUUCCUUGUUAACUGUAGAUCAUAUGAUUAGUUUACUCCCUCAAUUAGAUCCUUCAUCAGAUGCUCUAAAAAACCUUAAAAUUCAUCGAACUAAGUGUUCAAUGCUCAUAAAAAAUGUACUUGGUCCAUCGAUGCUCGAAGCUUUAGUUGAAGAUAUAGGAGAUUUUCCUUACUCUAUUAUAAUAGAUGAAAGUACUGAUCUUUCGUCACAAAAAGUGUUAUGUAUUAUGAUUCGCUUUCUUUCACACAAGGAAAAGCAAGUUGUUACAACUUUUUACCGAAUAAUACAACUAAUAGAAUGUGAUGCAAAAAGUGUACAUGAGGCAAUUGUUAAUCAACUUAAAGAGGAUGGCAUAAAACUUGAAAAUAUGGUCGGAAUAGGCGUUGAUGGAGCUAACGUAAUGGUUGGAAAACAUAACUCGGUGACUAGUAUUUUUAAAAAAGAACUGCCUGAUUUAAUUAUUGUCAAAUGUGUUUGCCAUUCUUUGCAUUUAUGCGCGGAAAAGGCGGCUGAAUCAUUACCACGCCAAUUAGAAUUUCUUGUAAGGGAAAGCCAUAACUGGUUUUCUUACAGCCCUAAGCGUUUGGAGUAUUACAGAACACUAUACGAAACCAUGAAUAAUAACAAUGACCCGAAAAAAAUUCAAGGACUUAGCGGAACUCGCUGGCUCGCUCGUUACCAUGCUAUCAAAACAAUAUUGGAGCAGUGGGAGGAGUUGAAGCUGCUUUUUUCUAUUGCAAAAUCUGAUGAUAAAUGUUUCAUGGCGGAACAGCUUUAUGAUAUCAUGCGGAGGCAUCCUUUUAAAGCUUUGUUGAUAUUUCUACAAAAUGAAUUAAAACAUGUGAUACAAUUAAACUUACUUUUUCAAACUAACAAUGUUGAACCUAACAAAUUGUUUGAGGAUUUGUUUUUGUUAUAUAAAAAUUUGCUAAAAAGACUUGUUGUGCCUUCACAAUUGGAAAAAUUGGUGGACUCUGAACUGAUAGAAUUUAAUUUCCGUGAACAUCUGAUGCAUACAGCAUCAAUGUAUUUUGGUUUUGACUUUCAUAGCAUAUCACGAGAACUCGAAGAAAAGGAUCUGUUGGAUGUCAGGGAACGAUGCAAAAACUUUUUAUGUUCUCUGGCCGAGCAGAUUCAGAAAAGGCUUCCGGAUAAUUUAUCACUGUUAAAAACAGUUGCCGAUUUGCACCCAAGAGUUGCUACAUCUCAAGUCAAACCCGAUAUAAAACCACUAUUGAAUUACAUUCAGCGAACUCAUGUUUAUGGCAAGAAAAAUGAUAUCGAGUCUGAGUGGUACCAAUUAAGUAAUAAAAUAUGGACGAAUACUUCUUCUUCAGCUGAUUUUUACUUUGAAGUUUAUAACGAUUGUGACGCAGCUGGCUGUAAACGUUUUGAAAAUAUUUCAAAAUUCGGAUUAGCAUUUGCCACUGUUCCGAUUUCAAACGCGAGUGUCGAACGUGCAUUCUCUGUCUAUAAUGUCGUUAAAAAUAAGUUGCGGAAUAGACUAUCUAUUAAAAUGUUGCAAAGCAUCAUGAUGGUCCGAUUUUCAUUAAGUCGAAAUGGUGGAUCUUGUACAACAUUUAAUCCAACCAAUAAAAUGUUAAAUCUAUUUAAUGUAAAUAUGUACGACUUCAAAAAAUCUGAAUCUUCAGAUGAAGAUGAAAUAUUAUAUAAUGUGUUAAAUAACUUACAAUAAUAAAUUAAUUAAUUAAACAAAUAAAAAAACCCGACUGCAUAAAUGAUACAAAAACUGAAAAGAAAAAAACAAGCUCAGUCCAGAAGUGUAGAAAGCAAUUAGAAAACAGUCGGGGCCUAUUAUAAUGAAUAGAAUGAUUUUCGUCUACAUUUUGUAAUAUUUAUUACACACUUUUUAGUUAAGAUAGAUGGUGAAUUUCGGAUUUAUUUGUUACAUUUCUUACAUGUUACAAAGUACGAUAAUGAUGUAUACGUCCAACCGAAGUUAAGUAAAUAUUUUAAAAAAAUCUACGGAACCCUCGGUGGGUGAAUCCGACUCGCACUUGUCCGACUUUUAUAAUCAAUAUAAAAUUUAGUCUAUUUUAGGUGUUCUAAAACUUCACUUCAUAAACCUCGCACCCAUAGUCAUCCGCCUCGCGUAUAUUGUAAGAUAAUUAAUAAAUAACGUUUUUCUUAUUGUAGUUUUUUUUAACAUGGCCAUGAUAUACCAUUUUGAAAUCCUCUCAAAGAGCCCUUGAAUUUGAUACCCAUGUUGCAAUAUUCAAAAAAAAUUUUUUUUUUUCACCUUGAGUCUAUAGCGUCUCACAGUCGUCUUGUUGGUAUUUUUUAAAUUUCACCUAUCUAAGAACACUUGGGUUAUUAAGACUAAUCUAACGAUAUCUUAAUUACGAAAAUCCGUCCAGCGGUUUGGAAGAUAUGAGGUAAUAAAGAAUAUUACAUACAUACAUACAUACAUACAAGAUACGCGCGAAAAACAUAACCCUUCUUGCAGUCGGGUAAAAAUACCAUAUUACAGCAUAUUAUUUCUAAUUCAAAAAGAAUUAAUAUAUUUUUUAGGGGGACAACUCAAUAAUUAUGGCGAUUUUAGGGGUUUUUGACACGAACUUUAGGGGUAAAUAUUUUUGAGAGUUGGUAACACUGCCGCGCGCUCAGCCGACGCGGCGCGGCGGUCGACCUAACGGUAUCUUGCAGGCGGCGGGGCGAUGUGCCUUCACGCGGCGGCCUUUAUUUUAUUAAAUAGCGUACGGCCAUGCGCGGCGCG
Bicyclus anynana (squinting bush brown) is the source of this 3004-nucleotide messenger RNA. RefSeq lists its product as uncharacterized. Gene Ontology annotation, molecular function: protein dimerization activity. The transcript has a single exon. The coding region runs from base 290 to 1963 and encodes 557 amino acids. Lineage: Eukaryota; Metazoa; Arthropoda; Insecta; Lepidoptera; Nymphalidae. The record is from RefSeq and is a predicted model, not a curated record.